UGAUCGAGAGACGUCUAGAACGAUUCCGUAUUCUCACGAGUAUAUUUUCGUAAACGAACGCAGCCAACCUAGCUCAUAGGUAGACCCAAAAAGAAGAAAACUGUACUUGAGCCAUCUCUAUACACAGCCAAGUGCGUAAUUUCGCCAUCUUUACUGGGCGCGCAUUGUCGCCUCCUCUCCUACUGCUGCUGCCUCUCCUCGUCUCUCUCCGCAGCACCGCAUCGAACGUGUCGUCUCUCACUUCUCACUACUAUAUCGCCGGUCUCUCUGCAGUCUUUUGUACGCACGAGGUUCCAACGAGGUUAACGCAUUUUCCAGAACCGCUUUUUUCCAAAGACACAUCACAUCGACGCCAUGAACGGAAUCGCAAGGAACGUAAUGAGGCUCGCAGCCCUCAAGAAGCUUGCCUCGCCCGCCAAACUCACCGUGCAAACUAGUCGAGUAUUCCUCAGCACCCUCAGGCCCACGAUCGCCGGCAGCAGCCUCGUGUCCAACACCCACAGGCAUCCCUGUGCCUGUGUGUCUUGCAGAUUCUCCCAUACCAAAGCUGAAAAAGAAUUGGUCGAAUUUUUGGCCGAAGAAAUCGUAGCCGAAAAGAAAGCCUUGAAAUUGAAAACCAUUCCCACUGAACUCGAUGGCUUCAAGGUUUCACUCGAUGGUGCAGAGGUUACCCUCACGAAGCAAGCUGGAGAAGAACUGAUCAAAAUUUCUUUCAAUGUUAACCACACAGUAGACACAGAAGCUGAGCCCGAUGUAGACCCUCGUGACGAUAAACCUGAUAUUGGUGAAAUCAAAAGUAAACCUUCUUUUGAAGUUGAUAUCAAAAGAGGCAAACAAACUCUAUCGUUCACAUGUUCAUACAACAAUGAACCUGGUGCAUCAGGAGCUGAUGAUUCCUACAAUGAUCUCUUUGGAAUCGAUGAAAUCACACUCUAUGAAGGAGAACACACAGAAAAAGUUUACGCAGUUGGAGGCGAAAUUGUUGAUGGGUAUCUGUAUGACUUGUUGAUGAACUACUUGGAAGAAAAAGGUAUUAGCAAUGAAUUUGCAGAAAAAAUCAUUGAAUUGAGUACAAACUAUGAACAUACAGCCUACAUUGGUCUUUUGGAAGGACUCUCAAAAUUUACAGCCAAAUAAGUUAAUUGUAGUUGAAGUUUUUGCUUUAUUAUAAAGAAUGUAAUAUCUACUUUCUUUUAGCUUUGUAAGAAUUGUUAAUAAAUGACGAAACUAGUUACAUUUUUACAAAA
Messenger RNA from Trichogramma pretiosum, 1247 nucleotides. It is a transcript of the gene P32, whose product is annotated as complement component 1 Q subcomponent-binding protein, mitochondrial. The record is from RefSeq and is a predicted model, not a curated record. NCBI's taxonomy places the organism in Eukaryota, Metazoa, Arthropoda, Insecta, Hymenoptera, Trichogrammatidae. Gene Ontology annotation, cellular component: mitochondrial matrix. The transcript is spliced from 5 exons. The coding region runs from base 355 to 1137 and encodes 260 amino acids. Gene Ontology annotation, biological process: cytosolic ribosome assembly.